GGAGCUAUUUCUACCUGACCUAACCUGUAAAACCUUUAAAACAUUUUGUUGGUGUAACCUAAUAUAUUCAGGUUAAUUCAGUGAUGUUAAAUAAUCUUUUUGAAUUGAAUAAAAUUUAGAUGUUACCACAAGUAACAAAGUUCUUAGGAUGGGGUGCAAGGAGGAAGCGGUAGACGGCGAAAUUAAACUCAAACAGGUAAUUUAUUUUAACGCAAGAUUUGAUUUUCAGCACACAAGAUUUUGGUUUUCAGCACUGCUCUCUAACGAGUCUCUAUGGGCAUGUGUCUCUCUCCUCACUGGCAUUCGACUAGCUCUUAAAACCCAUCUCCACUCUCACUGCAAUGACAAACAGCUGUUAGAGACAAUCAUUGCCAGGUGAUGAUCCUUACCGUUCUCAUCUCCUGAUCUCGCUCUCCAUUCACAAGCUGGUGCUCAGCCAUGUCCCUACCACCACAUACCCCCAUCGCCUGACUCAGUCCAGGGAGCCAUCUGGCCUGCCCAGUAUUUUUGGUCUUGGGUCUCAGGCAGGCCACAACCAAUGCAGUCUCAUCAAUUUGGGGGCGCACCUGCCCGUGUCCCAAGUGGAAGCCCAGAUACCGUACCUCCACCCAUCCAAUUGCGCACUUCUUGGGGUGUGCCGUGUGUCCCACCUGUCACAGUUACCUCAGAACUGCCCCCAGAUGCUGCAUAUGCCGCUGCCAAUCAUUACUCUAUAUAAUGAUGUCAUCCAGAUAGGCAGCGGCGUAUGCAGAGUGCGGUCUGAGGACUCGGUCCAUAAGACGCUGAAACGUAGCCGGGGCCCCAAACAAACCAAACGGAAGGGUUAUGAAUUGGUGUAAGCCAAACAGUGUGGAGAAGGCCUCACGGGAAAUUGGUGGGAAAAGGGGAUCUGCCAAUAACCCUUUGUUAAAUCCAGUGACGAAUAAAAGCGAGCUGCACCCAACCGAUUGAGCAGUUCAUCAAUAUGGGGCAUUGGAUAUGCGUAAAGUGUAUACACUGCAUUGACAUUUUUAUUAUACACACAGAACCGGACUGAGCUGUCGCUUUUCGGAAACAACACCACCAGGCUGGCCCAGUCACUGUGGGAUUCUUCUAUUACCCACAUAUUGAGCAUGGCCUUUAAUUCUUCUCAAACCACUUUUUUUGUGCUCGGGUAAUUGGUAGGGACGACUGAGUACCACUACCCCUGGGGUUGUUUUGAUAUGGUGUUUUAUGAGGUUCAUAUGACCGGGAAGGGGUGAGAAUUCUCUUUGCAACCGGGCCACGUCCAUGAUUUGCGACGGUGAGAGGUGGUCUCCGCAAGUGACUGGGGUGCCGCGAUUGGCUUUUAAGUUCACCUCUGGCCCAAGCUCCUCCCUCUCUGGUACCACCGUCGCCAAAGCCACGCCUCCCUCCACGGUUUUAAGAGGUUGAGGUGGUAAAUUUGCCAUGCUCUGCCCCGAUCCAUUAGUUUAACCUCAUAAUCGACUUCCCCGACUCACCGUGUGACCUCAAAGGGCUCGUGCAACUUUGCGAGUCAUUUAGAGCUUGAUGUGGGUAGUAAUACAAGGACUUUAUCUCCCUGUGUAAACUCCCAUUGCCGAGCUCCCCUGUUGAAUUUGUUUUUGCUGUUUGAAUGUCCCUCCUCCUAAUUUUCCCUCAUGACAUCUAAGACAUCAUGAGGCUUACGCCCAUACAAUAAUUCAAAUGGGGAGAACCUCGUGGAGGCUUGUGGGACCUCUCGAACUGCGAAUAACAUUGGUUCAAGCCACUUAUCCCAUCUCCGAGCAUCUUCGUGCAUGAAAUUAUGAAUCAUGUGUUUCAGGGUUUUAUUAAACCGUUCGACCAAGCCGUCCAUUUGCGGGUGGUACAUGCUUGUCCGAAUCAAUUUAAUGCCCAAUAAUUCGUAUAGCUCGUAUAGUGUACGUGACAUAAAAGUAGUGCCUUGAUCAGUGAGGAAUUCUUUCGGAAUCCCCACUCAGGAGAUAAUUCUGAAGAGUGCCUCCGCAACACUAUGUGCUGAGAUGUUGCACAAAGGCACUGCUUCGUGUUGCGUAGUCCACCAGAACCAACACAAAGUGAUGCCCAUGUGCCGUACGCUCUAAUGUCCCGACGAGGUCCAUACCAAUUCUUUUGAAGGGGACCUCAAUCAAAGGAAGUGGCGCAAAGGCACUUUUGGGAUGGCUGGCGGAUUUACCAGCUGACAUUCACGGCAUGCCGCACACCAUCUGCGAACAUCCCCGCGAAUGCCCUGCCAGUAGAAACAUGCCAUUACACAGUUCAGUGUCUUUUCCUGCCCUAAGUGACCCGCUAUCGGAUUAUAAUGAGCCGUCUGGAAUAACAUGUCCCGACAGUUCUUCGGCAUCAAUAACUGGGUUGUAUCUUCCUUUGUCUGAGCAUCCUGUGUCACUUGAUACAACUGGUCAUUUAUAAUAGAAAACUACGAAUAUGCGAGUGCAAUGUCUGGCUGAAGAUUUUGACCAUCAAGCACAGACACUAUGCUUUUGUCCCCAGAAUUGAAUUGUCACAGUCACUAUAGGAUAAUCGUGGAUAUCCCCAUGCACACCUUACCUUCACCUUGUGACUAGCACCCAAAGCCUCGUCUUGAACCAGGCAUUGAUGGAUGGAGGUUUAGCUGCAACCCUAAUCCACCAAGGCCUGGUAUGUACCCCCCUUAAUACUCACGGGUAUGUGGUACAUCCCAGCUUGAUCAGGGGUGGCCUGCGGCGCGUCGGAGACCCAAACCAAUGUCCCCACCUCCAUCACCGGGCAUUUCCGGGACCAAUGGCAGCGGGUCCACCAACCUGGGAGUGAGAGCGGAGAGGGGCAGGGGAAACCGGCGGAUAGUGCAGUUCCCGGAGCCGGGGAGGAGGAAUAGGAUGAGAGGAAGGGGAGGAGAGAGAGUGAGGGGAGACAGGAGGGGGAGAAGGAAAAAAAGAUCUAAGGGCUCACCGGCUCCCGAAUACACUGCCAUAUGAUCUUCUGCCAGCUGGAUGGCCGUUUGGAGUGAUGCUGGGCAGUGGCACUGGACCCAAUCCGCUGUCCCUCUCAGAAUCCUAGCAAUAAACUGCUCCAGUACCACAAGGUCGAUCAUAGCCCUGACAUUGCGUUGCUCAGACAGCAACCACUGCUUGCAGGCGUCCCGGAGCUGUUGGGCGAAGGCGAAUGGCCGGCCGUGCUCGUCCAGGGUCAAUGAGCGGAAGCAUUGGCGCUGUUGUUCUGGUGUCCAGCCGACACAUUGCAGAAUGGCUUUCUUCAAAUCGGCAUGCACCAGUAGGUUCUCUGCUGGCAACUGCUGCGCUGUAAGUUGGGCCUCCCUGGACAACAGCAGUAACAAGUGGACCACCCACUGGCUGCUUGGCCAACUGCAUGCCCCCGCCGUCUGCUCAAAAAGCUCCAAGAGAGCCUCGGGGUCAUCCUUGGCAGAUUGGUUGCAGCUCCUGCUCCAUGCACAGCUCGAGGAGGGCUUGAUGCUGCGACUGGUGGAUGCUGGCGAGGGUCUUGAACAUUUCCUCCAGAGUUGAGGCCUCCAUGGCAGCGUUCUUCCUCCUUCAACUUCCCAGGUUUCGGCACCAGUGUAACAAAGUUCUUAGGAUGGGGUGCAAGGAGGAAGCGGGAGAUGGCGAAAUUAAACUCAAACAGCUGUUAGAGACCAUCUUUGUCAGGAGUGUUGAUUUUGAAUGUCUGCCCACAUUUGGAUACAGACAUCUGCUUUCAUUAACCAGCAGUACAGACAAGUUUAAUGAGAUAAUCUCAAAACAGCGUGUAUCAGCCAACAUUGACGUGCCAGAGGGUGGUUUUGAUGCCAUCAUGCAGGCAGCUGUGUGUGGGGAUAGGAUUGGUUGGCGGAAUGAUUCCAUGAAGUUGCUGGUAUUCGUGAGCGAUGCAGACUCUCAUUUUGGGAUGGACAGCAAAAUGUCUGGCAUUGUUGUUCCUAAUGAUGGGGAGUGUCACCUGGACAGCAAUAAUGAGUAUUCCAUGACUACCCAUCUGGAGUAUCCAACAUUAGGGCAGCUCAUAGAGAAGCUGGUUGAAAACAAUAUCCUCCUCAUAUUUGCUGUGACUGACAACCAGAGACAGAACUAUGAGAAUUAUGCAAGUCUGAUUCCUGGAGCUACUGUGGGGGUGUUGGAGACCGAUUCAAGAAACAUUCUGGAACUUAUCAUGACUGCAUAUAAGGAACUGAGAUCAGAGAUUGAUCUAGAGGUUCUGGGCGACACAGAGGGUCUGCAGAUUUCCUUCACAGCACUCUGUCAGGACGGGACCAUCCUCCCCAGGCAUAAAAACUGCUCCAAUGUCAAAGCUGGUGAUGUGGUAUCCUUUAACGUUACAGUCGAGUUAAGGGGCUGCCUUACCGGUCUACAACGGUUUUCCUUGCGGCCGGUGGGCUUCCAAGAUGCCCUAGAGAUUGAGCUGGAGUCUCAGUGUGUGUGUGACUGCCAUCAAACCCCCGAACCGAACAGCACUCACUGCAGCCAUGGAGCGCUAGAUUGUGGAGCCUGUGUGUGUAAUCCAGGAUUUGUGGGGCCGAAGUGCGAGUGCAUAGAGGACCAAGAACAAAUCAGUGACUGCAGAGCACAUGAAGGUGCUGAGAUGUGCAGUGGCCAGGGCGAGUGUUUCUGUGGACAGUGUGUGUGUCACCCGUCCAGUUUUGGACAUGUGUAUGGACCGUACUGUGAGUGCGACGACUUUUCCUGCCUCAGAUUCAGAGGACAGCUUUGUGGAGGUCAUGGGAAAUGUGACUGUGGGGAGUGUGUGUGUCACACCGGUUGGAUGGGGGAGUUUUGUAACUGUAGCACCAGCAGCAACUCAUGCAUGUCUGUGGAUGGAUCCAUCUGCAGUGGACGGGGCAAGUGUGUCUGUGGAAAGUGCGAGUGUACCGUUCCCGGAGCCUCGGGAGAACGUUGUGAAAGGUGCACUACCUGUGGAGACAUCUGUAGUUUACCCAGGUCUUGUGUGGAGUGUUACCUCAAAGCUAAGGAUCCAUCAGACGAGUGUUCCUUAAAAUGUAACUCUCUUCACACCACUGUCAGCAAUUCCACAGACUUUGAGGAGAGCCGGGCGGCACUGUGCACAUUGCAGAGUGAGGAUAGCUGCCUGCUGUCUUUUAGCCUGGUGGACAGCGAUCAUGGCAGCACCAUCUACAACCCCAAACUUUACGACUGUCCCGAGCCUCCAAACGCACCACUGAUCGCUCUGGGUGUGUGCAUGUCUGUCCUCAUCAUUGGCAUUGUGCUCUUGGUGAUUUGGAAGUUUCUCAUUUCUGUCCAUGACAGGAAAGAGGUUGCCAAGUUUGAGGCAGAGAAGGCGAAAGCAAAAUGGCAAUCGGGCACAAAUCCUCUUUUCAGGAGCUCAACAUCAACAUUUAAAAAUGUGACCUACAAAAGUGCAGGGCAGCAGAAGCGUGACGUUUCUUAGGACUACUGACCAAAAGUUAAAAACACAGAACACAAAUUUCUUUUUACCAAGAGCUAUCACUGUUUUGUUUUUAUUUUUAUUGAAUUUGUUGUACUGUAUAAGUGAGACACUGUGUAUUUGUUUGGGUUUCCAUAGCUAUAGUUUGGGGACAUCUGGGAGGAUCCUUAAUUGGGAAAAUGAAUCGUACAUUAUAGACAUUAUAAUUAGCUUUAUAAUUAGCUUCAUAUAUACUGAGAAGAACUCAGUAUAUAUAUAUAUAUAUAUAUAUAUAUAUAUAUAUAUAUAU
Myxocyprinus asiaticus (Chinese sucker) is the source of this 5683-nucleotide messenger RNA. RefSeq names its product integrin beta-6-like. The record is from RefSeq and is a predicted model, not a curated record. NCBI's taxonomy places the organism in Eukaryota, Metazoa, Chordata, Actinopteri, Cypriniformes, Catostomidae. Gene Ontology annotation, cellular component: focal adhesion; cell surface; integrin alphav-beta6 complex. Gene Ontology annotation, biological process: cell migration; cell adhesion mediated by integrin; cell-matrix adhesion. The coding region runs from base 3466 to 5397 and encodes 643 amino acids. Gene Ontology annotation, molecular function: integrin binding. The transcript is spliced from 14 exons.